UGGCGUGUCAGAAGCACUUGGUGAGGAAUCAAGGCGGCUUACCAGAGAACAGCUAUUUACAAUGGCUGCAACAGCGAUGAUAAACUUUAGUUCGAUGAUAUGCUACUCAGUCCUGGGACCCUUUUUCCCUUCAGAGGCAGAAAAAAAAGGUGCCAGUAACACCAUUGUUGGCCUGAUUUUUGGAUGUUUUGCUUUGUUCAAUUUCUUGACUUCUUUAAUCUUGGGAAGAUAUCUUACACAUAUUGGAGCAAAAUUCAUGUUUGUGGCAGGGAUGUUUGUUUCAGGGUGUGUGACCAUUCUGUUUGGAAUGCUGGACAAGGUGCCAAGUGGACCAAUGUUCAUUGGUUUCUGCUUUUUAGUAAGAGCAAUGGAUGCAGUAGGUUUUGCAGCAUCAAUGACAGCAUCAUUUUCAAUCCUUGCAAAGGCAUUUCCGAAUAAUAUAGCUACUGUCCUGGGCAGCCUUGAAAUCUUUACAGGACUCGGACUGGUUCUUGGCCCGCCGUUAGGUGGCUUUUUGUAUCAAUCGUUUGGUUAUGAGGUCCCUUUCAUUACACUGGGAUGCGUAGUGUUGGCCUUCGUGCCUGUGAAUAUGUGCAUAUUACCAAAGUAUGAUUCAGUCCCUAGCAAGGACUCAUUUUGGAAGCUCAUUCUUCUGCCGAAAGUCUUACUACUCUGUUUUAUUAUAUUUUCUCUAAGUGCAUGCUUGGGCUUUUUGGAUCCCACAAUGUCUCUAUUUAUCCUAGAGAAGUUCAAACUCCCAGCUGGUUAUGUGGGCUUGGUAUUCCUUGGUUUGGCACUCUCGUAUGCCUUGUCUUCUCCCCUCCUUGGACUCCUAAGUGACAAACGCCCAUACCUCAGGAAGUGGCUGCUGGUAUCGGGAGGCUUAAUGACAGCAGUGUGCUUUUUCAUGUUAGGACCUGCUCCUGUGCUGCACAUUAAAAGUCAGCUGUGGAUGUUUGUGCUAGUGUUGGUUUUGGUUGGCUUUUCCCUUGGCAUGAGUGCUAUUCCAGUGUUUCCAGAGAUACUGCAAUGUGCGCAUGAAAAUGGAUUUGAAGAAGGUCUGAGUCUGUUGGGACUGGUGUCUGGGCUCUUCAAUGCAAUGUGGUCCCUUGGGGCAUUUACAGGUCCCACUCUAGGAGGAUUUCUAAAUGAAAAACUGGGUUUUGAAUGGGCCUCAGCCAUCCAAGGAGGAUGGGCACUGUUAAGUGGUCUUGCAACUGGAAUAUUCUAUAUCAUUGAGGCAACAAGGAGAAGUUCCAGUUCCAGCCUGCAAAAUCCUCCUAGUGAUAAUGAAGAAAGAACUCAUCUGCUGGGUAGCGAAACAUAGCCAGGCAUACUUUCAAUUCUGUGUUUACUGUUGUGGUUUAACCUAGUGUUCCGAUGAGUGGACUGAACAGCGCUUCAUUAUUCUGGAGCUGGGCUACAUGAUCCCUUAGUGAACAACCAGUUGUGGUUUAGUUGUAUCUGCAUUACUGUUUUGAAAAACUAAACACUGACUGCCUUUCUUUUGGAAGUACUCAUGUAGAUUGGCUGAAGUGAUGAGUAACCCUCAGAUGUCAGCCUGUUUAAUUGUGUUCCACAUACAGUGAACCACUGUAUGCGAAGAGAUGUGUUUUCACGUAUCUGGUUUCUAUACUUGAGCCUUCUGUGCAUUAUUCUUGGGUAAAGCUACUAUUUUGCUACCAUGUUUUUCUGUAUUUUUUUAAAAAAAGUUAAUUAUCUUAUAAUACUUUAACUGAUAACAUAAAAUGUUGAAACAGAACUUGACAUGACAAAACAUUAAGCACAAUAUUGUUUUCAAUAAAGCAACAUUUUU
Messenger RNA from Mesitornis unicolor (brown roatelo), 1816 nucleotides. RefSeq names its product solute carrier family 18, subfamily B, member 1 (gene SLC18B1). Gene Ontology annotation, biological process: transmembrane transport. The transcript is spliced from 13 exons. Gene Ontology annotation, molecular function: transmembrane transporter activity. The record is from RefSeq and is a predicted model, not a curated record. NCBI's taxonomy places the organism in Eukaryota, Metazoa, Chordata, Aves, Mesitornithiformes, Mesitornithidae. The coding region runs from base 62 to 1327 and encodes 421 amino acids.